This is a messenger RNA of Drosophila albomicans, 2222 nucleotides long. It is a transcript of the gene Slh, whose product is annotated as protein sly1 homolog. Gene Ontology annotation, biological process: endoplasmic reticulum to Golgi vesicle-mediated transport; intracellular protein transport. The transcript has 5 exons. NCBI's taxonomy places the organism in Eukaryota, Metazoa, Arthropoda, Insecta, Diptera, Drosophilidae. The record is from RefSeq and is a predicted model, not a curated record. The coding region runs from base 133 to 2055 and encodes 640 amino acids. Gene Ontology annotation, cellular component: cytosol; Golgi membrane. Gene Ontology annotation, molecular function: syntaxin binding.
AUUUUGACCAAAUAACGGAUUCCUUUUCGCUUGUGACGUGUUGUAUUUUGUAAAUUAUGUUGUUUUAAGACAAUUUAAUUAAUUAAAACAAAUUUGUACUGUGAGCAUUGCAAUAACGAAGCACUAAACACUAUGUUAAGUUUACGGGAGAGGCAAAUAAAUGCAAUUAAGCAAAUGCUUAAUUUAAACUCGCAGCAGCCAAAAGCUUUAGCUGCCGAGCCCGUGUGGAAGAUAUUGAUAUACGAUCGCGUAGGCCAGGACAUUAUCUCGCCCAUUAUAUCCAUUAAGGAAUUGCGCGAGCUCGGCGUGACGUUGCAUGUGCAAUUGCACUCGGACCGUGACUCUAUACCCGAUGUGCCCGCCGUAUACUUUUGUCUGCCCACCGAUGAGAAUCUCGAUCGCAUCCAACAGGACUUCUCCAAUGGUUUAUACGACAUUUAUCAUCUCAACUUUCUUGCACCCAUCACGAGGAGCAAGAUCGAGAAUCUGGCAGCUGCGGCGUUGCAUGCUGGCUGUGUGGCCAACAUACAUCGUGUCUACGAUCAGUAUGUGAACUUCAUCAGUCUCGAGGAUGAUUUCUUCAUUCUCAAGCAUCAGCAGAGCGAUCAACUCUCCUAUUAUGCCAUCAAUCGAGCCAACACUCGUGACGAGGAGAUGGAAGCACUAAUGGAUUCGAUUGUGGACUCGCUAUUUGCACUGUUUGUCACGCUGGGGAAUGUGCCCAUCAUACGCUGUCCGAGGAAUAGUGCUGCUGAGAUGGUGGCCCGCAAACUAGAGAAAAAACUACGUGAGAAUUUGUGGGAUGCGCGUGCAAAUCUGUUUCACAUGGAUGCAACGCAAGCAGGAGGCGGCGUGUUUAGCUUUCAGCGGCCAGUGCUGUUACUGCUGGACAGGAACAUGGAUCUGGCGACGCCGCUGCAUCACACGUGGUCCUAUCAGGCGAUGGUGCAUGAUGUGCUCGACUUGGGGCUGAAUCUGGUCUAUGUGGAGGACGAGGCAGCAGCUGCCACAGCCGGUACACGCAAGAAGCCCAAAGCCUGUGAUUUGGAUCGCACAGAUCGUUUCUGGGUCACGCACAAGGGCAGCCCGUUUCCCACAGUGGCCGAGGCGAUUCAAGAGGAGCUCGAGUCGUAUCGCAACUCGGAGGAGGAAAUCAAACGCCUCAAGACCUCGAUGGGCAUCGAAGGCGAGUCCGAUAUUGCCUUUUCGCUGGUCAACGACACGACUGCCCGGCUGACGAACGCUGUCAACUCACUGCCGCAGCUGAUGGAGAAGAAGCGUCUGAUUGAUAUGCACACCAAGAUUGCCACUGCUAUAUUGAAUUAUAUCAAGGCGCGUCGCCUAGACUCGUACUUUGAGAUCGAGGAGAAAAUCAUGUCGAAGCAGACGCUCGAUAAGCCGCUGCUCGAGUUGUUGCGCGAUGUUGACUUUGGACAGCCUGAGGAUAAGUUGCGUCUGUACAUUAUCUACUACAUUUGUGGCCAACAACUGCCCGAAGCGGAGCAGGAACGCUUGAGAGAGGCGCUCCACGCUGCUGGCUGCGAUUUGACAUCUUUGGCCUAUGUACAACGCUGGAAGGCAAUCAUGAAUCGCUCGCCGAGCAUUAGCCAGGCAACGCAAUACGAAGGCGGCGGCACACGAACUGUUUCCAUGUUCACAAAACUCGUAUCGCAGGGCAGCUCUUUUGUGAUGGAGGGCGUCAAGAAUCUGGUGGUUAAACGUCAUAACUUGCCGGUCACCAAGAUCACGGAGCAGGUGAUGGAGUGUCGCAGCAAUGCAGAGACAGACGACUAUUUGUAUCUGGAUCCCAAACUGUUGAAGGGCGGCGAUGUGCUUCCCAAGAAUCGUGCACCAUUCCAGGAUGCUGUUGUAUUUAUGGUCGGCGGUGGCAAUUACAUUGAGUAUCAGAAUCUGGUCGACUUUAUCAAACAGAAGCAGACGUCCAAUGUGAACAGACGCAUCAUCUAUGGUGCCUCAACGCUCACGAAUGCGCGACAAUUUCUCAAGGAGCUGUCGGCGUUGGGUGGCGAGAUUCAGACGCCCGCUGCGAGUUAGGAGCGACUGAUUGCCUUUCACUGCUGCUGAGCGGCCUAAAGGGAUCGAGGAGGGAUGCAACAUCAACAUCAAUAGCAUCAGCAACAACAAUUACAGCAGUAGUAAUGUGUGUGUUUGUGUGCGUGUGGCUUUUUCUUAUAUAUUUUUAAGCAUAUCCAAAAAUAAAU